This is a messenger RNA of Hyphopichia burtonii NRRL Y-1933, 2703 nucleotides long. RefSeq names its product M1 family metallopeptidase. Gene Ontology annotation, biological process: proteolysis; peptide catabolic process. Gene Ontology annotation, molecular function: metalloaminopeptidase activity; peptide binding; zinc ion binding. The record is from RefSeq and is a predicted model, not a curated record. Gene Ontology annotation, cellular component: cytoplasm. The transcript has a single exon. NCBI's taxonomy places the organism in Eukaryota, Fungi, Ascomycota, Pichiomycetes, Serinales, Debaryomycetaceae. The coding region runs from base 1 to 2703 and encodes 900 amino acids.
AUGUGUCAAGAAGGAAAAAUAAGGGAUACGAGUAAGCCGUAUUACGAGGCGUUACCUACUGCCUUACAACCAUUCCAUUACGAUGUUUCGAUUUAUGGUAUUGAUAUUGAGGCAGAAAAAUUUAAAGGUACGGUUAAAAUCCAUUUGAAUGUUAUUGAAGAUACUCAAGAGUUGCAUUUGAACUACAGGGACUUAGCCGUUUCAGCCGAUAAGAUUAAAGCUUUAUAUGUUGAUGGUGUUGAAAAACAGGUGGCAGUUGCUUCAAUCGAAGAGGUCAAGCAAAAAGAAUAUUUUAUCAUCAAAUUUGAUGAAGUUUUAAAGGCUUCUUCCACAGCUAAGUUCAUAGUAACUUUAGAAUACGAUGCCAUCAUCCAGACUAAUAUGGCCGGUUUCUAUAAAUCUAGUUAUAAAGAAAACGAAGAGGUUAAAUAUAUGUUAUCAACUCAAUUUGAAGCCACAGAUGCUAGAAGAGCUUUUCCUUGUUUAGACGAACCAGCCUUAAAGGCCACUUUCACUGUUGACGUUACCAUCAGCAGUGCCUGGGAUGCUUUGGGUAAUACUCCAGUCGCUCAGGCUACAUCAAUUGGCGGCAGCUUGAAAAAAGUUACUUUUGACAAAACUCCUUUGAUGUCUACUUAUUUAUUAGCUUGGGCUGCUGGUGAAUUCGAAUAUAUCGAAGCUUUUACUGAUAACACUUACUAUAACGAUCAACCACUCCCUGUUCGUAUUUAUACUACUAAAGGUUUUAAAGAAGAAGCGGAAUUUGCUCUUAGUAUUACUCCAAAAAUUAUUGAUUAUUAUAGUAAAAUUUUCAAACUCAAAUAUCCUCUUCCCAAACUUGAUUUGAUAGCCGUUCAUUCUUUCUCACAUAAUGCCAUGGAAAACUGGGGCCUUAUUACUUACCGUAGUACUGCUCUUUUGUACUCAGAAUCAAAAUCAGAUCCAUCUUAUAAGAAGAAGGUCGCAUACGUUGUUGCUCACGAAUUAGCACAUCAAUGGUUUGGUAACUUGGUCACAAUGAAAUGGUGGGAUGAACUUUGGCUUAAUGAAGGUUUUGCAACUUGGGUUGGUUAUCUUGCAGUGGACCAUUUAUUCCCUGAGUGGGAUUUCUUUUCUGUUUUCGUUUCCGAAUCCUUACAAGCUGCUCUUGAUCUCGAUUCAUUAAGAAACUCUCACUCCAUUGAGGUUCCAGUUAAUGACGCCUUGGAUAUCGAUCAAUUAUUUGAUGAAAUUUCCUACUUAAAGGGCUCAUCAACUAUUCUUAUGAUUUCAAAUUAUUUAGGUACUGAUGUCUUCUUAGAAGGUGUUGCAAAUUACUUGAAUAACCAUAAGUUUGGUAAUGCAACUUCUCAUAACCUAUGGUCAGCAAUUAGUGAGACAUCAGGAAAACCUAUUGAUGAAUUAAUGGAUAAUUGGGUCAAGAAAACUGGUUACCCAAUAAUUAAUGUUGAUCUUGAUAUCGACUCGAAAACCUUGAGUGUCAGUCAAUCUAGGUACUUACGUAGUGGUGACCUUCAACCCGAAGAGAAUGAAACCGUCUGGUGGGUCCCACUCAAUUUCAGCUCUGGUAUUGGUACCAAAGAUAUUAUAAUGGGCGAUGAAGUCCUCAAGGACAGAAGUAAAAGUAUUACUAAUUUUGAAAAUAGCGAUAAAUUUUUCAAAUUGAAUAAAGAUACAAAGGGAGCAUAUCGUGUGAAUUACUCCCCAUAUAUCUUGCAAAAUAACAUUUUGCCACACUUUGAUCAAUUAUCUACAAAGGAUAAGAUUGGAUUUAUAGCUGAUGUCGCUUCUAUUGCAAUCACAGGUGACAAAUAUACUUCAACUACAACUUUAUUGAAAUUAUUAAAAGCGGUUGUUAUCGAUCAUGAUGCUCUCGGCGAGGAGUAUGUUGUUUGGUUAGAAUUAGGAAAAAGACUUGGUAAUCUAUUAACAACAUUCGGUGGUGUUGAUGAUGAUUUAACCAGGGGCUUGACUAACUUUUCCAAGGAACUUUAUUCAAAACUUUCAAUCAAGUUAUUAAAUGCUAAAUUAGAUGAAGACAACUUUUUAGAAGUUAAAUUGAGAGCAGAAAUAUUCGAGCAUGCUGGAUUAUUUGGAGUUCCAGAAGUUAAAGAAUAUGCUGUUAAGCUUUUCGAAGAUUGGAAACAGGGUAAGGCAAUUCAUCCAUCUUUGAAACUUUUCGUUUUCACGACUAUUGUUUCAUCUUCUGAAUUGAUCACUGAAAGUAAUUUUGAGAGUAUAUUAAAAGAAGUUACUCAUCCAACUUCUUUAAACUCUCGUGAAGUUGCUCUUACUGCUUUAGGUCACAUUAACAAUGAUGAUUUAUCUACCAAAUUGAUUGGCUACUUGAUUCAACCAGACAUUAUUCCGAUUAUGGAUUCUCAUUUCUUGGGUGUACCAUUGUCUCGUAAUGUUACCACCAGAGACAAGCUUUGGAAAUUUUUUGCAGCAAACUAUGAGACUUUGUAUAAAUUAAUGUCUACCAAUAUGGUUGUUUUGGAUAGAUUUAUUAAGUUAACUUUUAAGAACUAUCAAUCAAGUACCAAACAUGACGAAAUUGAAAAUUUUUUCAGUGACAAGGAUGUUCAUGGAUUCGAAAGGGCUUAUAAACAAGGGUUGGACAACAUUUUAAUUAACGCAUCCUGGUUCAAAAGGGAUCAAGCAGAGGUUAAAAAUUGGAUCAAAGAGUAUAACUUUGCUUGA